AUGAAUGAUCGAAAGCAGUUGGCAGCCGCUGAGUUUGUGGAGCUCAAGACAUCAGCUCAUACAAUGAAUCGCUAUCAGCAGCGCUCGUUUGAUUCAUUUAAGUCACUAAACUGGUGGUGUCAAUCUUUUCUCGUUGGCAUACGCACCAUAUUUGUGGGUCUAAGGGAUAAGGAGGGUUUGGCACAUCGCAUUGAGGAAUGCGCCGUUGGUGAACUGCAUCGCAAUAAGCCUUGGAGUCCAGCUGCUGUUACCAUAUUUCUCUCGAACUUUCUGCACGAACUCAAAUUGCUAAUGGAGCAUAUCGACAAUUCUGAUGCAAUUGUAAUGCUAGACUUUAAAGCAACACAAGAUCAAGUCUUUUACUCUGUGAUACGGGAUGACAUCGCUGCGCAACCGGAGGAGCAAUUGUUACCCACCUGGUAUAGGUAA
Molecule: messenger RNA, 429 nt
Organism: Drosophila nasuta
Lineage: Eukaryota; Metazoa; Arthropoda; Insecta; Diptera; Drosophilidae
Product: decapping nuclease DXO homolog
Exons: 1
Coding region: 1-429 (142 amino acids)
Biological process (GO): nuclear-transcribed mRNA catabolic process; NAD-cap decapping
Cellular component (GO): nucleus; cytosol
Molecular function (GO): mRNA 5'-diphosphatase activity
Source: RefSeq, a predicted model, not a curated record